CUUUGAUAAGGAUGUGGGAUCCAACAGGAGGAUACAGGAGUUUGACAGGCUAAUUUUCCUCUUCAUAUGGCAACAGAGUCGGUGAAAUGUACGUGUGUUUGGCUGCUGUUGUGGCUCUGUGUCCGGCUGUCCCAGACCACAAAUACCCGCGUCCCUAAGGGAAAGGGGUUUUUGUAGCUCUUAUUUUUGGAGAUGUGGGAAUGUUUUUCUUCCUCACAGAGAGCCAAUGGGACACACUGAGCUACUAAAGGAGAGUCUAUGGACGAUGACAUCCUGCUGCCCUACUCACAAGGCCACGGCCCCUCCCACUCUCAUCGCUACGUCAGGGAUUGUCAACCCAUUAUUCAUGGCAACACCACCUAUGAGAGCUGGCCCUCCAGUAACCGCAGUGGGCAGCCGGUUGCUGAGACCAAGUUGUUUGUGUCGAAUAUCCCUGGGAGCUCCAGAAUUGUUUAUGGACACAUGACAGUGGUCAACGACCCCCUGAGGACGGUGUCCGUGCUGGAGCCAGGGGGGCCAGGCGGCUGCGAAAUGAAAGUGAGGACAACAGUACGAGAGACGGCUGAAGAGGCUGAGUGCCUAUAUGCGCAAAAUGCUGGUUUCUUCAAUACAUCAACAGGGCAUUGUCUGGGAAACGUGGUGAGCAACGUCAGGGUGGUACUGGACAGCGGGGGCCUGCAAAAUGCCCAGUUUGGAAUCAGAAAAGACGGCAGCCUAGUGUUUGGGUAUCUAUCUCAGGAUGACGUUUUGGAUCAGUCCAAUCCGUUUGUCCAAUUAGUCAGCGGGGUGGUGUGGUUACUGAGAAACGGCGAGAUUUACAUCAAUGAGAGCAUUGAGGCCGAGUGCGACAAGACACAGGAAACAGGGGGUUUCCGCACUUUUGUGGAUGUAGUUUCAGCCAGGACGGCAGUGGGCCACGAUGAACAGGGAAGGUUAAUCCUGUUUCAUUUUGAUGGACAGACAAACACAAGAGGUUUGAAUCUUUGGGAGAUGGCUGAUUUCCUGAAGGAGCAUGGAGUGAUCAAUGCCAUUAAUCUGGAUGGGGGCGGGUCUGCCACCUAUGUGAAUAAUGGCGUUUUGGCCAGCUAUCCAUCUGAUCAUUGUAUUUCAGAUAACAUGUGGCGCUGUGAGCGAAAGGUCUCCACUAUCCUGUGUAUCCAUAAAAGAAGAUGCCAGCCAGCGAACUGCAGCGAGCACGGUGACUGUGUGGACGGACACUGUCAGUGUCAUGAUGGUUGGCAGGGUGCUGCCUGUGACUCUUUGGUGUGUCAGCCAUCAGCUUGCGGACCCCAUGGCGUCUGUACUGCCAAUGGCUGUGUCUGUGAUGCUGGUUGGAGAGGAAAGAACUGCAGCCAAGAGUGCCUCGCUGGUUUCUAUGGUGACGGCUGCAAUCAGACCUGCUCCUGUGUUAGUGGCGGUUCCUGCGACCCCGUCCAUGGACGCUGCACCUGCCCUCCAGGUUUCCAUGGCAACUACUGUGAGCAAGUGUGUCCUCUGGGUUUCUACGGUCUGUCCUGUGCUCAGGAGUGUCAAUGUGAGGAUCGGUGUCCAUGUGACCCACAAACAGGAAGCUGCAACACCACACUGCCAGGAGGCACCAACUACACCUUACACACAGCUGGACACUGCCUGGCUAGAAAGAUGUUUACAUCUUGGAGGCAAGAAGAAGACGCUCACAGAGAGCGGCCUUAUUUGACUGAGCAAACCUGGCUGAUCAUCACCCUCACCCUGGCUACUGUCCUCUCAGCCAGCCUGCUGGUUCACCUCAUACAGGCGUGUCGUGCUGUUUCAGUGGCAUCUCACAUUCCCGAGCGCAAGGAUUAUUCGUACGUCCCACUGAACAACAUCAACAGAGUCACUUCAUGUGCCACAGACAACAAUGAGAGAGCUGAGAAAGAUUUUCAAUUGGAGGACUCGGACUCUCAGGAUGAAAUUUGGUCUUCCUCACACUCAGGGCAGUCGUAGCUGUCAAGAGGACCAAGGAUAGUGAGUGAAGACAGUUAUUGCACAAAAAGACAACAGUGAACUCGGUAAUCCUCUGCUUUAUUUGCUCUUCUUAUCAAUGACAGGUUUCUAUCAACACUCCUGCUAAAAUGAAACCGAAACUAAAGGACAAAGCACAGCAGCUUUAUUGCAGUCUUUGACCCACAUACAUGCCUAAGGUUUUUGUAUACAGCUAUGGUACUUGAUCAGCAAUCUGAAUGUCUCCAUUCCACCUAAACUCCAGCAAAACCACAACUUGAAAAGUUGUGGUUUUGUGAAGAACUUUAAACUCUCGUCAGGAAACUGUAUUACAAGAUCGCAUUAAUGGGUUAUCCCACUUAAAUGUCAGUGAAUUAUCUUUCCCCUUAGUAUAAAACAGAUGGAUAUUUUUUCAUACCUGACUCUUUAGAAUUAGAUUUAAUUUUAACGCAUCAGCAGUAUUUUUAAGAUCAGUGAAGCUAUGUAACCAAAGAACACCCAGACUGUUGAGCUUAUUUUAUGAUACUGAUUCCUGAUAGGAUGAACUUUUCCGCGUGUUGCAAUGUAAUCAGAAGAAGAAGACAAAGAUGAAAACGUUUGGUGUUCCAAGCAAAAUGUGGUUCAAUCAGACAAUUUUUAAACAAGAUGAUAGAGUUUACUCAAUUUGCACUGAGCUCCAUGUCUGAAUGUCAAAUAUCUAUGAGAUAAAUGUGAAUAAUCCCUUUGAAUUUCUGUGUAAAAAGGUGCCAAUUUUAUAUUAAAUGUUAUUAAGAAAAUUAUUACUAUGUCAUUUAUAAGCAUAAUCGGACACCCAGAGUGUAUAUAUGAGAUGAUUUAUUUCUGUUUUAAGCGAAAUAAAGUAAAUAUCACGAUUCAGUUUUGGUUGUUCAAAGUAGAAAUCAUUUACUUUUGUUUCUAUGUUCACUUUCAACCUAACACAGUUGUCGGGGCCAUUAUACUCGCUGCUCUUGCACUCAGACAGCACCAUCAUGCAAAAGCAACGUCAUCUGGUCAGUGUGUUAGGAUUUAGCAUAGUAGCGUACUAAUAUUGUAUGCUAACUGGAACACCACCAUAGUUACUGACUGCUACAGUUGUUAGGAAAAAUAAAUGACAGAAAGAGUUGACCUUUUAGAAAAUCUGACUGCAAACACAGUGAGAUGUGUUUUAAAGCUUUUGAGUAAGCUAGCAAAAAGAUCUUGAGUUUUAAUUUUGCUGGUACUAUAGAAACUGGUCUCUAGAUUCUACCAAGCUUUAACAGUAGUAUUUUGGCCACUGACUUGUUGGUUUUGUGGCAUCUGAACUAAUCAUAUUUAGACAAGACGUUAUGGUACUAAGUUGUAAGCACACAGGCUUGGUUAGCAAACUGUAUCCAUAAACUGUAAUACGUUGACACAGAAAUCCACUAAUUAGUGCUAAUUAACGAACUAAAACUUCUCUCAUGAAAACUGAAGUGCAAACUUUUUGGACAGCCUCUACCUCACAAGAGGCCAUAUUAUCCAAUAGUAUGCAUGAAUUUAUACAAAAGCACCAACAGUACUCAGUUCAGAUCCGGUUUGAUGAUUUGAUCCAAUGCUAAAAAUGCUUUUAAUGUUGUAAAAUUGGGCAUUUUAACAUGAAAGUCUUCUGGAGCCAGCCUCAAGUGGCCGUCGGAGGAACUGCAGUUUUCAGUUCAGCACUGGAGUUUGCAGGUUCACUCCUAUACAAUAGCAUGUUUAGCAUUAGCCAAAAAGUAAAAUCAUCUUGUUAGCAUGCUAACAUCGUUGUAUUAGUGUCCUGCGUUAUAUAAAGAUUGUGUUUGCAUGGAAUUAGCUCCAGAAGUGACUUCUGUUGGCUGUUUGGGAAAAGUAGGUCUGACCACCAAAGUCAGUGGGAUUCUGGGGAUUCUGAGAGGAAUCCACCCAACAUUUAUCAAGAUGGUGAACCAACAGGAAAACAGGCUUAGCUUCUUCUGUUGCUAGUGGUUUUUGUGAAACUUAUAUUUCCUGUUUUCUUCAUUCUGCACUAACUAUCAAACAGCACAAAGAGAAGGCACUUGGUCAUUUUGAUGUUUUAAUUAACUGUUUAUGGAGUGAUUUUAUGCAUUAUGCCAACUGUUUAAACCUAUUUUUUAAGAAGCACUUGUCUUUUUUUCUCUUCACUGACUGGCCUUAUCCUGUCUUUGUUUAUUCGUUGUUCUGUAUCAGCAUUGUGUUUCCAUGAGGAAACUCUAGUGCUGCUACACAGUGACAACGUUUUAACUGUGCAGAGAUAAACAGGCUGAACCUUCACCUGCAGGUAACUGGGGCAUACAGUUGUCCUCGGACCUUAACCAUGAGCUGCUCACUUGUCACUUUAAAUAACUUUGUCCUACUUUCACUUUUACAUUUUUUUUGUGAUGAUUUGUUUUUUAACUUGUUCUGAGUUUCCUAUCUUCAGCUUUUUGUGUGUUGCUUGAAUGCUUCAUGUUUUAUUUGGCUUUAUUUCAGAAAUACGAGGGAAUUGAGGACGUUUGUAUUUCUGCUCUGUAAGACGGUCUAAAUCCUGGACUUAAGAUUUUCUAUUAAUAAAAUACAUUUUUCACUCU
Messenger RNA from Oreochromis niloticus (Nile tilapia), 4526 nucleotides. RefSeq names its product N-acetylglucosamine-1-phosphodiester alpha-N-acetylglucosaminidase (gene nagpa). Gene Ontology annotation, biological process: secretion of lysosomal enzymes. The coding region runs from base 259 to 1965 and encodes 568 amino acids. The record is from RefSeq and is a predicted model, not a curated record. Lineage: Eukaryota; Metazoa; Chordata; Actinopteri; Cichliformes; Cichlidae. The transcript is spliced from 13 exons.